Molecule: messenger RNA, 1749 nt
Organism: Bacidia gigantensis
Lineage: Eukaryota; Fungi; Ascomycota; Lecanoromycetes; Lecanorales; Ramalinaceae
Exons: 4
Coding region: 1-1749 (582 amino acids)
Source: RefSeq, a predicted model, not a curated record
AUGGAUGAUCUCAAAUGCAUCAGUCGAUUUAUCGAUGGCCUAGCUAAUGAUGAACGGAGCCAAACCAACCUCUACUUUGCUCCAGACGGUUGGAAGGAGGCCAAUCGUCGCUUCGAUUACCAGCUUUAUGAGUCUUUCAUCAUCGCUAUGGUCAGGCGCAUCAGUUGCAACAACAGCAACGAGAGAGAGAUCGAGCUUCUCGGCCAAUUGAUCACCUCCGAAAGCGAUCCCAAAUUCAUGGAGCGAGCCUUACCUCACUUUCCCAGUUUUGAUGAACCAUACCCAUUUCAGCAGGAUCGCCCUCAGAUGGCAAAGCUUUUCAUGUGGCUUCGCCCUAAAGUGUUCGAUCGCCGGACACGGCUCAACGAAGUACAAUUCCCUGGAGGCUUGCCAGACAAAUCAACAAUUUGCCUUGCCCCGGAACUUGUGAGAACAAUGAUGAAGAACAUGUUUGGGAUCAAUGACGAAAAGCGUCUUUCAAAGGACCAAAACGCUCUGUUUGCUUCGACCUUACAGCUUGGCUUUCCCAAUCAAGCUCUAGAGUAUACUUCGAGAUGCCUUGAAAGAGGAGGUCUAUCGCCGAUGUAUGACAUCUGGGGCUUCCCAACAGGGUUACGUCUCCCAGAGCACCCGACGGUCCCACCGCCUCGAGUCCGGUUCGCAAAUGAGUCAUUGGCUAUCCAAGGUAGUACUGCAAGAUUUGCAUCGGACGCUAGUUUUGCACACGUGAGAGCCACAGCUGUGGAUGAGAAUGCUUCCAGACCCGCGGACCAAGAGGCUCCGCUCAGAUCGACAAAAAUGCAACGAAGGCUACCAAAACGCACGAGCUCGUUCAAAAAGCUCACCCGUCCAUUCGCAAUAGAGGAAGACGAGGAUCCGCCUCAGUCUUUGCUGAUCGAGUGUCCUUUGAAUGACGAUGACGACGAUACAUCGGUUCCCACAAUCAUUAAGACUUCAUCGACGCGACCGCAUCCAAAUAUAUACCCGCUUAUUAUGCCCAAACCGUCAGCCUCUGAAGGAGAAGAGUCCAAAAGUCAAACAGAGCAUGUCGACCGAGCCAAAGCACCAGCAAACUCGAGUAAGUAUUCCCUGAUGAUCAUUUUCAGAAGCCUGACAGGUCGAGUGGAACUCAGUGACGAGUUAUACAGUGCCAUUAUCAAUGCAAAAGUCAACAAAACCCUCGCGGAUGACGCCGCAGACGAGACAACGAGAAAGGCCGCAGAAGAGCUUGGCGACUUCAGAAAACUUCGCAGAGGCUUCAAGAAGAAACGUGAAAGAUCAAGCGACGAAACCUCCAAGCGUUCGAGCGGGGAACCAAGGCUGCCGAAAACACAUCAGCAUCCACAGACAAAGCCUCAAGAAAAUCAGGGAAUGGAGGAGAGUCAAGCAAAGACUCCAUCGCCUGCAAGCCGCGGAAAGCAUGGCGAGUCUAGUGAUGAAACGAGGCAGCCCAGCUCACCGCAGACAGAGAUUUACAACCCCACCGACCCUGUGGAGAUGCCCCCAACCCGUCGUGAGACGACCAAAUUCGAUUUCCUUGAAAAUAUUCCUAGAAGAAAGAAACCGAAUUACACCACAAUGCAUUCGGAAAAUGCUGCAUAUCAUAUGGGUCGCCAGGACCCUGGACCCGGGGAUGCUCCUCAAGGCCGCUGUCAGGUUGGCUUCCAACCAAGAAGAGAUGCCUUGAUUGGAUUUGCCGAGGACGUGUAUAGACGUCAAGAGUGGGAGGAUGCAGGUGGUAUUCUUUAA